Messenger RNA from Odobenus rosmarus divergens (Pacific walrus), 1922 nucleotides. RefSeq names its product pyruvate dehydrogenase kinase, isozyme 2 (gene PDK2). The transcript has 11 exons. The record is from RefSeq and is a predicted model, not a curated record. The coding region runs from base 177 to 1400 and encodes 407 amino acids. Lineage: Eukaryota; Metazoa; Chordata; Mammalia; Carnivora; Odobenidae. Gene Ontology annotation, biological process: regulation of glucose metabolic process; protein phosphorylation. Gene Ontology annotation, molecular function: pyruvate dehydrogenase (acetyl-transferring) kinase activity. Gene Ontology annotation, cellular component: mitochondrion.
GACGUCGGGGCGUCGCGACGAGCCGAUUGGCCAGGGUUUGGAGGACUGCCCGGGCCGGGGCGGGGAGGAGGUGGCCCGUCCCCGUCGCUGGGCCGGGCUGGGCCGAGUUGAGCGUCAACGCUGUCCGCUGGGGGACCGGUGCCCGAGUUCGAGCUGCGGCCGCCGCCGCCGCCGCCAUGCGCUGGGUCCGCGCGCUGCUGAAGAAUGCGUCCCUGGCAGGGGCGCCCAAGUAUAUCGAACACUUCAGCAAGUUCUCCCCGUCCCCGCUGUCCAUAAAGCAGUUUCUGGACUUUGGGUCCAGCAAUGCCUGUGAGAAAACCUCAUUCACCUUCCUCAGGCAGGAGCUGCCUGUGCGCCUGGCCAACAUCAUGAAAGAGAUCAACCUGCUUCCAGACCGAGUGCUGAGCACACCCUCGGUGCAGCUGGUCCAGAGCUGGUAUGUCCAAAGUCUCCUGGACAUCAUGGAGUUCCUGGACAAGGACCCUGAGGACCAUCGUACCCUAAGCCAGUUCACUGAUGCCCUGGUCACCAUCCGGAACCGCCACAACGACGUGGUGCCCACCAUGGCACAGGGCGUGCUUGAGUACAAGGACACCUACGGCGACGACCCGGUCUCCAACCAGAACAUCCAGUACUUUCUGGACCGCUUCUACCUCAGCCGCAUCUCCAUCCGCAUGCUUAUCAACCAGCACACCCUGAUUUUUGACGGCAGCACCAACCCAGCCCACCCCAAACACAUCGGCAGCAUCGACCCCAGUUGCAAUGUCUCCGAGGUGGUGAAGGAUGCCUAUGAUAUGGCCAAGCUCCUGUGUGACAAGUAUUACAUGGCCUCGCCCGACUUGGAGAUCCAGGAGAUCAAUACAUCCAACUCCAAACAGCCCAUUCACAUGGUCUAUGUCCCCUCCCACCUCUAUCACAUGCUUUUUGAACUCUUCAAGAAUGCCAUGCGUGCAACCGUGGAAAGCCACGAGUCCAGCCUUGUCCUCCCACCUAUCAAGGUCAUGGUGGCCUUGGGUGAGGAAGAUCUGUCCAUCAAAAUGAGUGACCGAGGUGGGGGAGUCCCCCUGAGGAAGAUCGAGCGACUCUUUAGCUACAUGUACUCCACGGCGCCCACUCCCCAGCCUGGCACCGGAGGGACCCCACUGGCUGGCUUCGGGUACGGGCUCCCUAUCUCCCGCCUCUAUGCCAAGUACUUCCAGGGAGACCUGCAGCUCUUCUCCAUGGAGGGCUUUGGGACCGACGCCGUCAUCUAUCUCAAGGCCCUGUCCACGGACUCGGUGGAACGCCUGCCCGUCUACAACAAGUCAGCCUGGCGCCACUACCAGACCAUCCAGGAGGCUGGCGACUGGUGUGUGCCCAGCACAGAGCCGAAGAACACGUCCACGUACCGUGUCAGCUAAGGGCCGCCGGACUCCCCUGCACCGGAGGGGAGAGACUGCUGUCUCCGGGACUGACCACCACGGUGCCCCUCCUCAUCCCCCCCAGGUGGGGAGUGGCUCUCCCUGACGACCAGCUUCUGUCUCUAUGGAAAUCUCUGCGGUGACCAGUCUGUGGUCUAAGUGCCAAUCUCCGUCUCCACGCAGACCCCUUGGUGGUCUCCCUGCUGUUCAGUCUCUGUGGGCGAUGCCUAAGGUUGGGGGACAUCUCUAUCCUGAUGCGGGGGGGGGAGUCCCCAGAGCCAUGUUUCCAUGGCAGUCCUCCUUCUGAGACCAGAGCUGCCACUUUUCUGCCAGGGGUCCAGGGUCCCCCUCACUGCCCUCCACAGCCCUGGCCUUCCAAGUGGACACUCUGCUCGCCUUAUCCCCCGGCCCGUGCAGGCACCCAGGCCCUGGCCCCGGGUCAGUGUUAGCAAGGGGCUGGAUGUCCCUGGGUAGAGAAGGGGGUUGCACCCUCAGGCCCCUGGCUGGGGACCUGGUCCUGCA